This is a messenger RNA of Terrapene triunguis (Three-toed box turtle), 2378 nucleotides long. RefSeq lists its product as uncharacterized. The transcript has 7 exons. NCBI's taxonomy places the organism in Eukaryota, Metazoa, Chordata, Testudines, Emydidae. The record is from RefSeq and is a predicted model, not a curated record. Bases 29 to 1588 code for a protein of 519 amino acids.
AGACACACACACACAGACUGCAAGAGGAAUGAUGCUUGAAUCCAUCCGUGUCACUGAAAAACUUCACUGGCCUGAGCAAGAGCUCUCUAAAAAGUCAGUCUUAAAUCCAGAAGAACAUAAGCUGACCAUUCAGAAUGAAAGCAGUCUUCAGCACCUGUCCUCUGGAAUCCUUAAGGAUAUUUUCACAACAGGAACCAGUAGCUACAAUGUCCUUCUGCAAAGCAAAGAGGAGAAAAAACACCACUCUCAAAAGCUGUCAUCUGCCUACCACAAGAGGCACAGAAAGUCCACCAAGUCUUCUACUACCUCGCGAAGCAACGAGCACCGCAAGAUCAAAGUCCCACUGCCUUUGCUCAGCAGUGGCUGGUAUUGCAUGAACAGGCAGCCAUCCAUCUUUAUCGCUAGCCCAGUGUCUAGCAGUGCAAAGUUUACACACAGUAUUUCUGUUGCCGGGAACAGCAUAGGACUGCCACCUCGACCCAAAAGCAAGGCUAAGAGACAUUAUUUUUCUAGUCUAACAAAGCCAAAGCAGCCUCAAUUGUCAAAAAGCCAUGGUAAAGAGGUAGAUGUCUCUGGCCGAAAACUCUGUAUACUAACUGCCAUCAAGCCUUCCAAUGUGGAAAAAGAGAAGAUUAAAUUCUUCAAGUCCGAUUUUACCUAUAAUCCUCAAUUUGAAUAUGCAAAUCCUGCAUUGCCAAAUGUGUUAGCUAAGCACAGCCAAGCAUCCAACAAGUUUCUUAAACAGUCUGUCAAUAUUAUGGAACGGACAUUGCAGAAAUAUGGAAGCUAUGAAAAGUUUGAGCAGGCUACUGGAGGCAGCCUGCUACCAAAAAGUCGCAUUUGGAAUCAUGUCAGGAAAUACAUGGUGAAAGAAGGCUGCCUUGGUGAGAUUGUAGUUCAUCUCACUGAGGACCUGCUUUCUCGUGCCUCAAUGACAGUGGUGAAUGGCCGCCCAACUCUGACUAUCAAUGUUUCCACUGCACGUGAGCACUGGCUAGAAGGGAUGCUGAGGCACGAAAUAGGAACUCAUUAUUUUCGAGGUAUUAACAACAACAGCCAGCCUUGGUGCAAUUGGAAUGGACGUAAAAAGCUCGGGUUAAAGCCAAUCAACCCUACCGAGGAAGGCCUGGCGAGUAUUCACAGUGUCCUGUUCCGAAAAGACCCCUUUCUAUGGAGGGCUGCCCUUCUCUACUACACUGUCUAUCAAGCUAGCCAAAUGUCCUUCAGUCAACUCUUCCAGGAUGUGGGGAGAUUUGUCAAGGACCCCAACACUAGGUGGGAUUACUGUGUACGAGCCAAGAGGGGGUGGACUGAUACUUCCCAGCCAGGCUGCUUCAGUAAAGAUCAGGUAUACUUGGAUGGCAUCCUCCAAAUCCUAAGAUACAGGGAGUCUAUCGAUUUCCACUUGCUGAUGGCUCUUGGAAAGGUCUCUUACGAGGAAGUGGAUCGCUUGAAGGAAUUUGCGGUGAUCAAGAACAUGAGAGUACCACACUUCUUGCAGGACCAUGUCAGAUACAUGGAACACUUGGAAAAGAUCAUGGAGGUGAAUGAGCUGACUGACCAAGAGCUCCAGGAUCUCAUAGUGUAACAGUCAGUCAGUCUCUUUUACCGGAAAUCUGUUCUGUAUGCAGCCGAUUAUACAGAACUGGACUUCACCACAGCUUGCAAAAUUAGAAUGUUUUGUUUUCUGGCAAAAAUCUAGACUAUUUAGAUUUGUUAAUUUUUUUUUAAAAAAAGAAAAAAUACAAACCUCAGACUAUCGAUUCAGAAAUGUUUCUUUGAAAAAGGGUUCUUUGAGAUUCUUUCCUCACUCCCAUCAUAUAUAUUGGAGGGUUUUUUUUAAGGUUUUGUGCCUCUUCCAAAUUAAAUUAUGGAUUGAACAUAGGCACAUCAUUUAGAAUUUCCCUUGCAACUGGUCAGUCCCAUUGUCCCUUAAAUGUUCUGUACACUGAGCAGGAUCGUUUGAAAUGUCUUGCUUUUAUGAUAUACUGCUUUUUAUUCUUUCUAUUUAUUCUGUGUUUUGUAAUUUUCCCCCUUGGCUCACUCGCAUUGGCCUCAUUUCUGGUCACGGCCUUCACAACAACCCCCCACAGCAGCAAAAUUGUGGAACUACUCCAGACUAUGCCACCAUCUUCUUAACUCUACCCCAUUGUAUACUGCUUCCCUCCUUGUAAGAUCACAAUGCACAGACACGCUCCCUUGCACAACAGUAUUGUAGUUUGGACAUGCGAGAAAGAGGUGAUUUCCACGCCUCAUGUUUCAAAUAGCAGCGGUUAGGGUUACUGUGUAAAUGGCUGUAAACAGACUAGAAAGUUGCCCUCUUCCUCCCAAGAGGAGUUGUGCUGUUGCAGCACUGAAUAUAUGCCUUUCACUGAAGU